AUGGCGAGGGGCACAAGUGUCACAAAAAUGGGGUGGGCCCCACGCGAAACGCGAGGGGCCUCACGACGACUGAAAUGUUCUCGCCAAAACUGGCGAGGUCGCAAGGGUACAGCGGGCGACACUGCCUCUCGAACAUGCGAAAGGCGGGGGGCUGGUCAAUCUUGCUCGUCAAUCUUCUCGCGCUAUUCUAACAUGGCAUCUAGAGCUAGGUUUAGGAUCCUCCUCACGCUUCCGCCCUAGCAUACGCCCUCGCCCUAGCCUAGCGCGAUUCGCCCUAGCCUUGCGCCUCGUUGUUAGUCGUCGUCCCCCCCCCCCCCCCCCCCUCCGUCCCUGCUAGACCCUCGUUGGCCCCUCAGCGUCAGCCCGCUAGCUAGCGCCAGCUGACGUGAGCACAUGCCAGCUAGCGCCCGAGCCAGCUCGCCAGUACCAGCCGACGCCAGCUGCCGCAAGCCAAAUCCAGCCCGCACCAGGGCCAACCGGCCAGCGCCAGCCAAUGCCAGCCCGCACUAGCACCAGCCGCCACAAUCCGUCAGCGCUAGCCGCCAGCCGCCAGCGCUAGCCGUCCGCCACCCACGCCAGCAGCACGCUCCCAGCCACCAGUUCUCGCCGCGCUUGCCGCCAUCUACCAGUGCCAACAGCUCGUUGCCAACGCCAGCCGCCAGCCGCCAGCAUUAACAGCGCUUGCCGCCAGCCACCAGCACCAGCCAUCAGCGCCAGCGCCAGCAGCGCGCCGCCAGCGCCAGCCGCCAGCCAGCUGUCGGCGGCUCCUAACUCGCCAACACCGGCUUGCUACCGCCAGCCAGUAGCCACUAGCUUGCAACCGCCAGCUAGCAGCCGCCAACUCGCUACUAGCCGUUGCCAACUCACCGCCGCCAGCCCGCCGCCAUCAGCUCGUCACCGCCAGCGGCCAGCGCCAGCUUGCAGCUCGUCGCCGGCCGCCAGCCGAUGUCUCGCUGCUCGCCGCUGCCAGCCAGCCGCCAGCUCGCCGCCUUGCCACCGCCAGCCCGCGGCUCGCCGCUGCCGCUAACCACUACCGACAGCGCCAGUAGCGGUAGUUGCCAGCGCUAGUUUGCCGCUUGCCGCUUGCCGCCAGCUGCCAGCCUGCACCUUGCGGUCUGCCGCACGCUGCCGCCUCCUGCCGCUAGCAGCUUCCAGCCAACUACUGCCAUCACUGCCCCUCCUCGCAGCCCACUCCUCUUUCUCCUAGCAGACUCCUACAGCUCGACGUUGCUGCCACUUCCGCCUCUGUCCGCCAGCCGCUGCCAUGACGACCCAAUCCUCCACUACCCUAGGUCGUCUCCUACUGUCAUUCCUUUUCCACGGCCUAGCCUCCUUCUCCACUGAAGUGGACCUCGUUGCGCACCUGCACUCCCUUGAGGCUUGCUGGCGUGCAGCCUGCUUUGAGGAACAGCAUAUCGCCCACUUCCCCCCCACCUACGUCACCUUGUACCCCUUGCCACCCACCUCCCUGACCGUCGCACCCCUGCACGAGACGCUCUCCUCGCACAACCCCCCACUGCCCUAACUGUCACUGAGUUUUCCACCGCCUUGACGAUGGUUGAGUCGCACCUCCCUGCCAUCGCUGACACCACUAGCACAGUGGCAGUCCCAAUCUUUCAGGGCGAACCUGCACCCCAGCUCUCUAUCUCUAGGGCCUGUACCUCUGUCGCGAAGAUCACUGAGACAGCUGCAAAGGUCACUAAGCCCAGUCGCUCCUCUGGACAGAGGGACAAGGGCAAGGGAGGCAAGGGUCAUGGGGCGUCGGCAGCGGCGAGUGGAGGGGGUGCAGGGGCAGACGAAGAGGCUGGUUCGACGGAGUCGGAGACUGCGCAAAAGCAGCAACAGCCGCCGCCACAACAAAGGUUGCAGAAGCAGCCGCAGCUACCACGGGGGCAGGCGGGCCCUCGGAGUGGUGGAGGCCGUGGAGUCCGAAGAGAUUGGGCCUCAUGGCAGUCGGUGCCCUGGGGGUCGCGUGGCUCUUCUGUGGGCCAGGGUGUUGGUGGUCCUAGAGGCGUUGGGAGUUGAACAUACCAGCUGCUGACCGGCCCCCAGUAUGGCCAAGCCUGCGGGCGCACGGGCCAUGGGCACCGAGCCCAGUGGUCUAUAUGCAGAGCAGGUAUGCUGCCUUAUGUACUUGAUGACGUGCACUCGACGAGAUCUAGGGACAUGCAUUUGACUCGAUCUAGCGUACCCUCUAAGUAUCCUUGCUUGCUUUGUGGUGAUAGGCAGGCACCGACUAGUCCACUGGUCUGCAGUUAAGAGGGUGAUGCGGUAUCUGGCGAGUACAUCAGGACUGGGGCUUGUACUAGGAGGACGGGAGCUAGUGGUGCUGACUGGACACACUGACGCUUCGUGGGUUAACAACUUGGAGACGCUCAGGUCCUCACAGGGCUAGAAUUUUUGUCUUGGUUCUGGUGCAGUCUCGUGGAGGUCCACUAGGUCGUUGUCUACACCUAGUUGAGACAGCCCCAUACUUAAACCCUGUAUCCCUCUCUCUAUUGCUCCUCAUUCUCUCAAUCUUGAUAUGAUGUUAGAGCUAGGUUGGAUUCUCUCUAGCGCCACGCUUCCGCCUUUACUGUAGCUUUUUUCUUUCUUUCUAUUUCCCCCCCAACUCACGCUCUCCAAUUUCGUGCUCCGUA
Closterium sp. NIES-67 is the source of this 2639-nucleotide messenger RNA. NCBI's taxonomy places the organism in Eukaryota, Viridiplantae, Streptophyta, Zygnematophyceae, Desmidiales, Closteriaceae. The record is from the annotation of a GenBank genome assembly.